CCCCCUUUCUACCCAGGCCCUGGGGACCCCUUCUGUCCAUCCCUGGGUCGGUCGGAACCCUGGGAUCCACUCGAUCCCUGACUCAGAUUCCUGCCCUGUACUCCCAAGGUGUUGGACCCCUCAGGGUCCCUUCUUAGGUUCUCCUCUGAGGGCCCUGGAACCCAGGAUCCACUCUCCCCCUUCUUUUCAAGGGGCCUUUGGAUCGCGGAGUUUCUUGGUCCCUGUAACCCUGACCCAUUAUUGCUUGGAAUCUCUUGUUCGCUGGGUUCCCCGAGUCACUAUUUCUUUCUGGUCUUCUGUGAUCCCUCGAUUUCUGCCGUGUGAUCCUUUUCUCUCAUUUCCCAGGAUCCUGUCAUCCCCGCAUCUCUCAACCUGCCAGAUUUCUCUUCUUGGUCCCUGCGAUCCUACCACCAGCUCAGGAGAUCCAUCGGAUCUAGGACCCGGGUUGGCGCCGGGCGGGGGGUGCGGGCCAGCCCCCAUGGCCGCCGCCGCCCCCUCCCAUCCCGCCGGGCUCCCGGGUUCUCCCGGGCCGGGGUCUCCUCCACCCGCUGGCGGCUUGGAGCUGCAGUCGCCACCACCUCUGCUGGCCCAGGCUCCCGCCCCGGGCUCGGGGGUCUCCUUCCACAUCCAGAUCGGUCUGACACGCGAGUUUGUAUUGCUGCCCGCCGCUUCAGAGUUGGCCCAUGUGAAACAGCUGGCCUGUUCCAUCGUGGACCAGAAGUUCCCGGAGUGUGGCUUCUACGGCCUUUACGACAAGAUCCUGCUCUUCAAACAUGACCCCACGUCCGCCAACCUCUUGCAACUGGUGCGCUCUGCGGGCGACAUCCAGGAGGGCGACCUGGUGGAGGUGGUUCUGUCCGCCUCCGCCACCUUUGAGGACUUCCAGAUCCGCCCGCACGCCCUCACCGUGCACUCCUACCGAGCGCCUGCCUUCUGCGACCACUGCGGGGAGAUGCUCUUCGGCCUGGUGCGCCAGGGCCUCAAGUGCGAUGGCUGCGGGUUGAACUACCACAAGCGCUGUGCCUUCAGCAUCCCCAACAACUGCAGCGGGGCCCGCAAGCGGCGCCUCUCGUCCACAUCUCUGGCCAGUGGUCAUUCAGUGCGCCUGGGCAGCUCCGAGUCUCUGCCCUGCACUGCUGAAGAGCUGAGCCGUAGCACCACUGAACUCCUGCCUCGACGCCCACCCUCUUCCUCCUCCUCCUCUUCCGCCUCAUUCUACACUGGCCGCCCCAUUGAAUUGGAUAAGAUGCUGCUCUCCAAGGUCAAGGUGCCUCACACCUUCCUCAUCCACAGCUACACGCGGCCCACUGUUUGCCAGGCUUGCAAGAAACUUCUCAAGGGCCUCUUCCGCCAGGGUCUGCAGUGCAAAGACUGCAAGUUUAAUUGUCACAAACGCUGUGCCACCCGUGUCCCUAAUGACUGUCUGGGGGAGGCGCUUAUCAACGGAGAUGUGCCAAUGGAGGAGGCCACCGAUUUCAGUGAGGCUGAUAAGAGUGCCCUUGUGGACGAGGCUGACGACUCUGGUGUCAUCCCUGGCUCCCACUCGGAGAAUGCCCUCCAUGCCAGUGAGGAGGAGGAAGGCGAGGGAGACAAGGCUCAGAGCUCCCUGGGCUACAUCCCCCUGAUGAGGGUAGUGCAGUCAGUGCGACACACGACUCGUAAAUCCAGCACAACGCUGCGCGAGGGUUGGGUGGUGCAUUACAGCAACAAGGAUACGCUGAGGAAGCGGCACUACUGGCGCCUAGACUGCAAAUGCAUCACGCUCUUCCAGAACAACACGACCAACAGAUACUACAAGGAAAUUCCGCUGUCAGAAAUCCUCACGGUAGAGACCGCCCAGAACUUCAGCCUCGUGCCUCCAGGCACCAACCCACACUGCUUCGAGAUUGUCACUGCCAACGCCACCUACUUUGUGGGCGAGACUCCCGGCGGGGCCCCCGGUGGGCCGAGCGGGCAAGGUGCUGAGGCUGCCCGAGGUUGGGAGACAGCCAUCCGCCAGGCCCUGAUGCCCGUCAUCCUCCAGGACGCACCCAGCGCCCCAGGCCAUGCACCCCACAGACAAGCAUCUCUGAGCAUCUCUGUGUCCAACAGCCAGAUCCAGGAGAAUGUGGACAUCGCCACUGUCUACCAGAUCUUCCCAGAUGAGGUGCUGGGCUCAGGGCAGUUUGGAGUGGUCUAUGGAGGAAAGCACCGGAAGACUGGCAGGGAUGUGGCAGUGAAGGUCAUUGACAAAUUGCGCUUCCCCACCAAGCAGGAGAGCCAGCUGCGGAAUGAAGUGGCUAUUCUCCAGAGUCUGCGGCACCCCGGGAUCGUAAACCUGGAGUGCAUGUUCGAGACGCCCGAGAAGGUGUUUGUGGUGAUGGAGAAGCUGCACGGCGACAUGCUGGAGAUGAUCCUCUCCAGCGAGAAGGGCCGGCUGCCCGAGCGCCUCACCAAGUUCCUCAUCACCCAGAUCCUGGUGGCUUUGAGACACCUUCACUUCAAGAACAUCGUCCACUGUGACUUGAAACCAGAAAACGUGUUGCUGGCGUCAGCUGACCCAUUUCCUCAGGUGAAGCUGUGCGACUUCGGCUUCGCACGCAUCAUCGGAGAGAAGUCCUUCCGACGCUCUGUGGUGGGCACACCUGCCUACCUAGCACCCGAGGUGCUGCUCAACCAGGGCUACAACCGCUCCCUGGACAUGUGGUCGGUGGGCGUGAUCAUGUAUGUCAGCCUCAGUGGCACAUUCCCCUUCAACGAGGACGAGGACAUAAACGAUCAGAUCCAGAACGCUGCGUUCAUGUACCCAGCCAGCCCCUGGAGCCACAUCUCAGCUGGAGCCAUCGAUCUCAUCAACAACCUGCUGCAGGUGAAGAUGCGCAAGCGCUACAGCGUGGACAAGUCUCUCAGCCACCCCUGGUUACAGGAGUACCAGACGUGGCUGGACCUCCGAGAGCUGGAGGGGAAGAUGGGCGAGCGGUACAUCACACACGAGAGCGACGAUGCGCGCUGGGAGCAGUUCCUGGCAGAGCACCCGCUGCCUGGCCCCGGGCUACCUGCCUACGGGGAGCUCGGAGGCACCCGUUCACCACCCGACCACGAGAUGCAGGGACUGGCUGAGCGCAUCAGCGUCCUCUGAGGCCCCGUGUCCCCGCCUUGUCGCCUUUUGGAGCAGCCUUCCAUACCAUCCCAGCAACAAACUGUUGAAGGGGAACUGGCUUUCUGCGCACACGGAUGGGACGUCAGCAGGGGGCUGCGGUGGAGGAGUUAUUCCCAAAGGCCCCUCUCCCUCUCCCAGCAAUUAAAAUGGACUCAUCUCUGGCCCCAUGGCCUUGGUCUCUGAGGCUCGGCACUGAAUCAUUAGCCUCCACCUGUUCACAAGGUGGAGGUCAGGAAGGAAGACUGCCGGCACAAGAGGGAGGCAGGAGGUGGGGAGGAGUUUUGGGAGGAGGACUAGCUGGGGAAUUGAAGGGGAAAGAGCAUGACAUGGGGGUGGGCAGAGGAGCUGGAGCAAAGCACAGAAGCGCCUCCACUUCGGUGGGGUGACAGCUGAUAAAACCUCCUUAAGUCAAAAAUGCAUUUAAUCCACCCACUUUUUAUCAAGCAUCACAAUAGCAACAGAGUUCACUGUUGUUUCCCCUCAGGAUCAUGGGGGUGCUGCCCAAGUCUGUUCUACAUAUUAUUAGUCUGGGAAAAGAGCAAAAUUCAAAAUCUGAAGCCCAUUUCUACUAGGGUGCCAUGCUAAAAGUUGAAAUAUCGUAAGCCAGACCAUGAGCACAAGUGUGGUCCUACUAGAAGCCUCACUGAUAAAAUUUUCUUUCAU
Molecule: messenger RNA, 3802 nt
Organism: Sciurus carolinensis (gray squirrel)
Lineage: Eukaryota; Metazoa; Chordata; Mammalia; Rodentia; Sciuridae
Gene: Prkd2
Product: protein kinase D2
Exons: 19
Coding region: 479-3118 (879 amino acids)
Biological process (GO): protein phosphorylation
Molecular function (GO): protein serine/threonine kinase activity; ATP binding
Source: RefSeq, a predicted model, not a curated record